Molecule: messenger RNA, 444 nt
Organism: Funneliformis caledonium
Lineage: Eukaryota; Fungi; Glomeromycota; Glomeromycetes; Glomerales; Glomeraceae
Source: the annotation of a GenBank genome assembly
AUGAUAGAACGUACUGGCUUAGGUCGUUCAGGCCAAGAAUUUAUUCUGAAUUUUAAAGCUUUAAAUGCUGAUGGUAUUGGCAUAACACCGUAUUCGAUGAUCGUAGGAAAAUAUUUUGCUGCUAGACCGUUUUUUGCGAUCCAGCCACUUUUGAUAUAUGUCUUCCAGAUUAUCGAAAAACGAGUGUAUGAGGAAGAAAUGGUUGUAGUUUCAGCCAGCGUUUUAUCUACUCUAAAAAUACGAUAUCAUCCUUCUUCUCGUAAUGCUGCUUUUGUUCCAAGCAAUGGAAUAUGGAAUUUGCGUGAUAAAUUAGUUGCUACAGAGGCCACACUUGCUCAUGGUCAUACGUUGCUUUCGGAGAUUACCAGUUCAAAUCGUAACAUUUUUAUUAUCGUUUAUGCUUGUUAUAUUUUAUGCAAUCCUUUUGCUACAUCUAAGCCUUAA